GCUGAGUCGAGUGUCGCCGCAGAAAACACGGAGCUAGUGAGCAGGCUGCAAUAACUGCGGGCGCGCCUGUGGGACGCACCGAUUUCCAGCCCGCCGACUUUGGCACCACAGCAAUAACGACGUUAUGGGCCGCCUGGAGGCCCACGUUGUCCCCGCCAGGAAGUCCCGCAAGGGAUAACGAGUUUCCAAGCUGGACGCCCUGCGACCAAGAGCAGCCACCAUGUCCGUCCGCAGUCUGCACCGCAGGGUGUCAGGAGACUCGGAGCGCGGCGGCGAGAUGGGGGAGGGUGGAGGGCGGCGGAUAUCGCAGCGCGUGCCCAGCCUGAAGCUGGCGAACGGCCGCGUCAGUGGCAGCAGCGGCGGGAUCGCGGCCAGAGGCAGUAGCGUCGGCGGGUGCACACAGUCGCAGGAGGAGAUCCGCUCUCCUCGGCUCGCCAAGGAUGACUCGAUCAAGAUCAGCAUCGAGAACACCAACACGUGCACCGACUCGCUGGUGACCGCCUUGGACGACGAAACCCUCCUCCUCACCGAUGUCUUUUUGGCCAGCGAUAUGAACUACCGAGACACCAUCGGCAGCGGAACUGGACCUCUAUCCGGCUCGCACCACCACGUCGGAAAGGUGCACUUUGGUGGCGACGACGUGAGCCUGUACGGGACACCCAAGGAGGAACCAGGACCGACACACAUAAUGCCGGGCAGUGUGGCGGGUGGUGCGAGUAAUGGGGGCGCGAGUGGGAAUGGGGCCUCGGGGGCCCACGGCCCGAGUGGUGGGUCGGGCGAGAAGCAGGGCUUCAUCAAGAACCACCUGCAGGCCCUGUUCCAGCCCACCGAUAAUAAACUGGCCAUGAAGUUGUUCGGCAGCAAAAAGGCGCUCAUGAAGGAGCGCAUCCGGCAGAAGGCGGCCGGCCACUGGGUCAUACAUCCCUGCUCCAAUUUUAGAUUUUACUGGGACCUGUGUAUGCUGCUGUUAUUGGUAGCGAACCUUAUCAUCCUGCCAGUUGCCAUCUCGUUCUUCAAUGAUGAUCUUAGCACGCGGUGGAUUGCCUUUAACUGUCUCUCAGACACCAUCUUUCUCAUAGACAUCGUCGUCAACUUCCGCACUGGUAUUAUGCAACAAGACAACGCAGAGCAAGUUAUUUUGGACCCUAAGUUAAUCGCGAGACAUUACCUUAGAACGUGGUUUUUCUUGGACCUCAUCAGUUCGAUACCUUUAGAUUAUAUAUUUCUCAUCUUCAAUCAGGUGAGCAAGGAUUUCAGUGAAAGUUUCCAAAUCCUUCACGCGGGCCGAGCGCUGCGCAUCCUGCGACUCGCCAAGCUGCUGAGUUUGGUGCGUCUGCUGCGACUGUCAAGACUCGUGAGAUAUGUUAGCCAAUGGGAAGAAGUAUACAUCUCACUUGAAGCAUCAUCCAAUAGGGCAUCUUCUCCGCGUGGCAGUGGAUGUCACUCGUAUUGCUCGCGUCGAACUCGAAAGAUCUUGCAGAACCUUCAAAAAAAGCGCACAGAAAGGAGAGGUCGCCUCAACUCUGAUGUUUCAAGCAAAAAGAAGCAAAAGUUCACCAAAAGCAAUCUCAUUUUUAAGUUCCUCAACAUGGCUAGUGUGUUCAUGCGGAUCUUCAACUUGAUUUGCAUGAUGCUACUCAUAGGUCAUUGGUCGGGUUGCCUUCAAUUCCUCGUCCCAAUGUUGCAAGGAUUCCCCUCGAACUCUUGGGUUGCUAUCAACGAAUUACAGGAGGCGUUUUGGCUGGAGCAGUACUCGUGGGCCCUGUUCAAGGCCAUGUCGCACAUGCUGUGCAUCGGCUACGGCCGCUUCCCCCCGCAGUCCCUGACGGACAUGUGGCUCACCAUGCUGUCCAUGAUCAGCGGGGCGACGUGCUACGCCCUCUUCCUUGGACACGCGACCAACCUCAUCCAGAGUCUCGACUCGUCGCGCCGCCAGUACCGCGAGAAGGUCAAGCAAGUGGAGGAGUACAUGGCAUACCGCAAGCUGCCCAGGGAAAUGCGCCAACGAAUUACAGAGUACUUUGAGCACCGCUACCAAGGGAAAUUCUUCGAUGAAGAGGCGAUCCUUGGAGAGCUCUCUGAAAAACUACGUGAGGAUGUGAUAAACUACAACUGCCGCUCAUUGGUGGCGUCAGUGCCUUUCUUUGCUAAUGCUGACCCCAAUUUUGUGUCUGAUGUUGUCACGAAACUUCGAUAUGAAGUUUUCCAACCAGGUGAUAUCAUCAUCAAAGAAGGAACCAUCGGCAACAAGAUGUUCUUCAUUCAAGAGGGCAUCGUCGACAUCGUGAUGGCCAACGGGGAGGUCGCGACGUCGCUCAGCGACGGCUCUUACUUCGGAGAAAUCUGUCUGCUGACCAACGCUCGACGCGUGGCCAGCGUGAGAGCUGAAACGUACUGCAAUCUCUUUUCUUUGUCGGUGGAGCACUUCAACGCGGUGCUGGAUCAGUACCCGCUCAUGCGACGCACCAUGGAAAGCGUCGCGGCUGAAAGACUGAACAAGAUCGGAAAGAAUCCCGCAAUGGUUGCACAACACGCUGACGAAGAUUCACAAACCGCCGAGAGCACUACAAUAAGCGCCGUGGUGAACGCGCUGGCCGAGCAGGCUGACCACGUGUCCAGCUCGGAGGAGUCGAUGCACCCUGGGCCGCUACUGGGCCAAGCGCUGCACCGGCUCAACCUGCCGCGGCCAAAGUCAGAGAGCAACUUCUCGUCGCAGGAGCUGCAUGUGGGCAGCAGAGGCGGGCCCCCCGCGUUCCACAAGUCAGACACCUUCCACAGGGAGUCAUCGUUCCAUUGACAAAGGAGAAACAUGGCUCCCCUACCCGCCUCCGGGGGCCAUUCGCCGCACCACAGACAGCAGCCUUGCGCUUCUUCAUCUUUUUAGUUCUCUCAGCCCCACUCAACCACCGAGACACUCACUCACCGGAUUUAAGGAAGAGAGUUGAACAUACACACUUGUACACUCACACACAUAUACAUACACGAGUCUUGAAACACACACACUCUCUCUCACACACACCAAAGAAUAAAAAUGCUGAAAACCCGCCCUUUUUGGAACAUAAAAUGAUGUGCUAUCUAGUCAAUGUCGUUCAACAUUAUUAGGGAAUCCUCCUCAGCGCGUGCGCUUUUUACCACCACAAGUAGGUCAAACACCUUGUCUUCUAUAGAAGCUCAAAACAUUUUAAACUCUUUUCAAAAUUUAGACACAUUGUUUAAAUAGCAAAGUCAAUUUGAUGAUGUUUAAUUUAUAGAAUAAUUAAUUUUAUUUAUGGAAACCCUAGCGUGGAGAACAGUAAUAAAAUCCCCCGCUAGUUCCCUCCAAUUUAUAUGAUGUUUGUACAUUAAUUGAUUUUCAAAACACAAUUCUCAUUAUUAUGGUAUCAUUUUUUUAACACUGUUAUUUUUUGAUUUUAUCAAGAAAAUACUUGCAAGUGACAGUUUUUGAUACUUUUAAAAUAAGGCAUUUGGUUUCUACUUGACUAAUUUUUUUUCAAUUUUUUACUUCAAUUGUUGCCCCGUAGCACUAGAUAUAAAUAGAGCAAAUGUUGCAGUGAGCCGAGCUGAGGAGAAAAAUUCUUAGUGAUAUGAAACGUAGACACAAGAAAGAGUAGAUUUUUCUUUGCGUGUCAGUUUUUCCACUUGUAUUGGAGGCCCAUUUUUAGAAUGACUUGAUUGUUAUAAGAGAACUGUUUGUUUUUUCAAAUAACCUCUGCAACACACAAUGAAAAGGUGAAGAGGUGGCUGUGUUUCUAUGUUCUUCCGCUGAAUUAGUGGCGCAUCGCUUGAAUUACACAAAAUAAAAUUAAAAGCAGAGAGAAAACGCAAGAAGAUGAAAAGUUUAAAAACAGAUUACAAUUGUAAGUGCUAUCUCUGUGAGAAAAAGGGAAACUUUGUAGCGAAAAACGGAAUCCUAACUCUGUAAGGCAUUAGUGUGCGUUCAUUGAAAUAAAUAUUAUGAUUUUACCUAAGAAACGCGCGUGUUCAAUUGUUACUUGUUGAUGAGUAACACGGCGUGCAUGGACUAAUAAAGGAGGAGAGAAAGAAAGCUAGGACGUUUGUACACACACAAAACACAAACAAUUCACCCACACAAAACACACUCGCAAAAAUAAAACAGAAGGUUCAGUUCUAGGCGCGAGUUCUGCAAGUGGAAGCAGUGAAUCGUCGGUUUGAUUGUGCUCAAUUUGGGGAAAGAUGAUGAUGAUUCUAUUUAGAAAACACUCAAGUCGUCAAUUUGCUUUUCAUUUGUGAUCUUGGAGUGAUAUCGUUUUUCAAAUUUGUACUGCUCCGCGUAUGAAUUUCCCACUCUUUUUCCGCUCUUGGGAAUCACUCCAGGAAAAAAUCAAAACGGUCACAGCUUCACUGACUUUCAAGCUGACAGAGAAUAACUGAAAUGAAUGCGUGUUGAUUUUUAUUACAUAAAUGUAGGGUUGAAAAGUUAUAUAUAUUUAUUAGAAAUGUGCAAUAUUUAGAUACAUACAAAGAGAUAAUUAGCUUUAAAAGAGAAAAAUAAACGAAAAAGCGUUUCCUUAAGGGAGAAGUUGCGAGAUCAGAAAAAAGUUAUUACGAAUUAGCGUGCUCAAUAAAAUGAUGAAAAACGUGAAAAAAUAAAACUAUUACCAAUUACACUAGAGAGCUGUGUUUACACCCCAUCACACACACAUACACAUACAAACAAGGCAACAAACUGGAAAACACGAGUCGGCGACGGUGAUGAAAAGAAUGUGGUAUUAACAGUAAAAACAAGCCUGUCAGUAUUUUACUAAACGCAUCAAUGUUGAAACUGGUCUUCAUUGCAAAUUCUAUUUGUUCUUGAUGGUUUGUUUCCUCUAUACUUAAAGAACAAAAACGCACUCUUUGUGAAACCAACACACACACACACACAUACACUCCUGCGCUUGAAUAUGAGUGUGUUCCCUAGUCUUGCCGCACUUCACAUGGCUGGUCCAUCUGAGGUUUUCGUUUCGAUUUCUUCUAUAACACUGUUUAACAUGCUUAUGGUUGUUGGAACACCGGAAAAAUCUCACUUGCUCUAUGUCUUCAAGCACUGAAUUUUGCACCCUUCAAUUUUUGUUAAUCCACGUUUAGUGAAUUUUAUUUGAAUUUAGCGCGGCAGCUGAGGCCAAAACAGAGAAAGUUUCUAUCUCUCUGCUUGCAGUAAGAAUAAUUUUGUUCCGCACUGAUAUUUUAAUUUGUAUUGUAAAUUCAUUUUCAAAUAGUAGUUAUUUUUAAUAAAUUUAAUUUUACUCUUGAUUUUAUUAAAACGCAAUUUUAACAGCAAAGUGCACAAAAUGAAUGUCCAUUUAUUUGUUUCUUGCAAUUAUCUCGAAUUAUAGUGUAAAAAAUACUGGCUUGUGUCGAGUCAGUAUUUGAUUUUGCGUCAUGAGAGAAAGACAAACCAAAGUGAGAGUCAAGAAUCGAUUAGCCUUUUGAGCCUGCAAUAAUUGAUUGUUGAUAACGAUUUGUUAUUCAAACGCAGACACACGUUUCUGAGCGUAUCUCUGUACAUACAUUUGCAAAAUGUAUAUAUUAUAUUAAUUAAAUUAUAAUUAAACUUCUAUUUGAUUAUGAUCGCAACAAUUUAUUACUGUUGUAACACUUUUCAAACUCACAAGAAAGUGAAUCACUCACACAAAACACACCACUCUUCUGCGAUUCGAUUGUGUCCCCAAAAAAACUUACUGUUUUCCACUCUUGCGCGGAAUCAUUAUCCUCAUCUAAAGGAUCGCUCAUCGACUCAUGGUUCAUUUCCAUUAUGUCUUUUACGGGAUAUAUCAGGAUGUAUGUUUGAUAUUUCAUGAAGUAUAAGAAGUGGAAAAUAUGUUUGGAUGCUGACAAAACUUUUCUGAGCUGCUAAUUAAACGGAACUUUAGUAAUUUCUAUGAAACAUAUAUAACAUGUAUCUAUGACGAUUUUUUCAACUUGUAUAUUAAUUACUAAUGUAUGAAAUCUUGAUAUUUUAAAAAAGAGGAAUGCGAUUAUCAAGGCAAGAACGAUUUCUUGUGUAAUAUCAAACAAUUAGUUGAGUCAGAUGAACAGUUAUAAAUCUCACAAAUCAAUUUUCACACUCCUGCUGUUGCUGCUGAUACAAUAUAGAUGAUUAUUAGUCUCGAGAGUUUGUAUUAGUUGAAGCAAACGAGCCAGCCAAGAUAAACUUGAGGGGCUUAGUUCAGUUUUAAAAUAAGUCGCAGAGUUAAAACGCAAUUUCGCAUUCCCAAACAUGAAGCAAUCAGUUUCAAAUUCAGACAAAUUCGGUUGGAAAACGUGCAAAAUAAGAGCGGUGGUUAAAUGUGAGUGAAGAAGAGCAUUAUUAUACAUGAUAUUGCGUUUGUAAUUGCGGAAUUAUAUGUACGAUAAUUAAGAUAUUAGUUGGACUUGUGAAGAGGAAAUUUCCUUUCUAAUAGAUGACCAGAAAUAUCUGCUGCAAUAUUUUUACAGAAAAGACUUUUUUGCUGUUAGAGAGAGGAAGAAAAUUAUAUUUCCGAGUUGUAUAUAUUACUGAAACGAUCGAUUAAGGCGAGAGAUACACAAACACAUUAAAUGAAACAAAAAAUCAGACGAAAAGGAAUUCACAACAAGCAGAUACCCACACUACACACAAGCGCAUAAGGAAAAUUAGACGAGAGGUAUUGUUACAAGAUAAGCUGUUUAUUUAUCACACACAAACACACAACACAAUCAACUAAUAGCGAAGAAGCGAGAUGAAUGAUUCAUUAAUUCUUGUAAAAAUAAAAAUUAAUAUGGUUUAAUUUUAAUUAUGUGUUAUAAUGACUUAUUGUUAGCGAGAGAAGAAGAAAAGUAACUCAACUUUAAAAACAAGCUCUAGUUUAGCUUCUUUUUGUAUGAAGAAAAAUCUACGACAAGACACAAACAAACAUACACUCACGACACUGUUUUUUGAAAACGCGUUUUGCUUCUCAUAAACAAACAAGGAAAGGAAAUAACUGAAACACGACGGGAGCGAAUCAUGAAAAUUCAAAAUCACAUUUAUUGUUGACACUUUAGGUGAUGAUGAAAAUAAUAAAUUUUGAUGGUACUGUC
Molecule: messenger RNA, 7041 nt
Organism: Cloeon dipterum
Lineage: Eukaryota; Metazoa; Arthropoda; Insecta; Ephemeroptera; Baetidae
Gene: Ih
Product: hyperpolarization activated cyclic nucleotide gated potassium channel Ih
Exons: 14
Coding region: 221-2797 (858 amino acids)
Biological process (GO): sodium ion transmembrane transport; regulation of membrane depolarization; potassium ion transmembrane transport
Cellular component (GO): HCN channel complex; membrane
Molecular function (GO): voltage-gated potassium channel activity
Source: RefSeq, a predicted model, not a curated record